UUGCUAUUCUCUAUCGGAAUCCACUUUUUUUUUCUUUAGAUUCUUGCUCUAAUUUCUUUUGUCAUCCUGCGCUGGAGAAACGCAGGUUUCUCAGUAAAAGAUUGUGAAACCAGACUUGCUACAAAAAUGCAAAAUUUUGUCCCCUGAAAAUGGUAUUGUCUUUACAGAUGUAGAAAAAUAAGUUUAGCAGGUAUAUAAUCAUGGUCAUUCUGAAAUAUUUAAAAAGUCAGCCAUAUUCUUAGAAAUAAAUUGGCUUUAUUAAAAUGAAUCCUAGGCUUCCAGUUGUUUGUCAGCUUGAUUUUUUUUCGUAGCUAUAGAGUGAGAUUACCAUUUGCAUCGUGUUUCAUAUCACAGUAUCUUACAUAUACAUGCAAAUGUGCAUCCAUACUUUAUUUGCUCUUCAAGAGUUCAUUAUCUGUGUUGGGGGAUGGAAAAACUGCCUGUUCCAUCUUCCCUAGUCCCUACCUGAUUUGUGGUUUUUGCAUGGUCCUUGCCUGGUGAUUGGGAAGUUCCUCCCUUCCUGCACAGCAGCCGCUUUUCAGCCGCCUUGUAAACCACAGGAAGGCUGGAAACAGCCUUGGCUUUCAUUUCCUGUUUCUUCCAUGGUUAUUUUUAUGAGGAGUUCAGGGAGCUGCUUAUAGAGCUGCUGAUCAAGCAGAUAUUCAAACCAGGUAUUUUGAUGGAUAUGUGAAAAUUGCAUUUUGAGUAAAAUUGUUAAUAUGCAGAGGAGCAAAGUGUGAACUAUUGAAAUAAAGCAGGUUGUAAAGCUCUUCAUAGUAAGGCUGAAAUUUGAACUUGAGUUAUCAAAAUUAAUAGCAGACAGCUUCCUUCAACAGAUGUUGAAUUAAUUAAUAAAUUGAUUAUUAAAUUAAUAAGCCCUCAGUUAAAAACAAAUACCUGGGAGUAAUUAUGUAUUGGGCUUAGAGAAUCAAGUAUGGUCAAGGGCUACUUUUAGGUAGCUAUUAAACAGCCUUAAAAGGUAGAGGUUCCCUGGAGCUGGCUCUUUUCAUGGCAUGGUUUACACCAAACAUACUAAAGUAAUUGAUGGAAAAGAUCAGCAUCUUAAAAAAUAGUUGGCUGAAUAGCUGAUUGAUAGAUUAAAGAAAUCUGUAUUCUUGGGCUGAAUCUCUGUUGUUUGGGCAUACAUAAAACACUGUGUGCUACUUGCUAUUUUUUAUUUACAUGCAGUCUUCAUAUAAUGAAAAUGUUAACUUAAAGGUGUUUUAAUUUUUUAUUGUUUAUUAGGUGAAAAUAUUGCUUCCAUGGUUUUUUAGCAAUUAGUACUUUAAAAUAGUAGGGUAAAACUUGGUAUUUGUUUUGAAAGAAGUAUUCCCCUAUGUACAUGCUGCAUUUGACAUUCAUAACAUUGGAAUACAUAAUUAUUUUUGUAAUUCUCUUUUGUAACUUGAGGAAGAAGAGAGCUGUACUCCUGGAAGAUGAAGAUUCUUUGGGGAAUUCAUGCUAAUGCGCUGGCAUAUUCCAUGACUACCUUAGGUGCUGGAAUGAUGAACAGCAUUUUUAAUUUCUACUAUGUUAAGCUUUUCCUAAACCGAUACAAAAUUUCAGAAAGCGCAUUUCAUAUAGCACAGGUUGUGUUUAUGAUCUGGAAUGCCAUCAAUGAUCCCCUUUUUGGGUACAUUCAAGACAACUCCAGGCUGAAGUGCUGCGCAAGGCGCCAGUUCUCGAUUUUAUAUGGAGCCCCUUUGUACGGCUUGGCGUUCCUGCUGCCGUGGUUCCCCUGGAGGCACUAUGAGGAGGGGGACUGGCUGAGCGGCCUCCACCUCAUCGUCGCGCUGUGCGCCUUCGACGGCCUGCUGACCUUUGUGCUCCUGGCGCAGUGCGCGCUCUUCGCUGAGAGCUCCACCAGGCACGAGAGCAGGCUCCAGCUCAUCAAGUACAACCAAGUGGCAACGUUAAUCGGCUCCACAAGUGUUCUCUUUUGUGGGCUCAUAUCGGAUAAUAUGGAAAACUUUCCUUAUUUUCAAGCUUUCGCUGUUUUGAUAGCAAUGCUAGCGACAGCUUGUAUGUGUUGCACAGGUAAAUACAGCACAAGUCAAUACGAGCAGAGAGAAAUUCAUACAGAGGAUGGUAAUCUGGGAAACAGUGGUGGAACUUUCUCCUUGGCCUCUGUAGUUUCAUUGACCAAACAGAUCAUGACAGAGAAGAACUUUCUGUGUUUUGUAACAAUGAACUUCUUCCAAGUCUUCCACCUAGCUUUUUACAACAAUUUUAUGAUGAUCUUUGCGGAUAAUCUUAUUCCUAAGGAUGUCCUGUCUUCCUCAGUAAGAAGUAUCAUGUAUGGAGCAGGUUUCAUUUGUCCUCAGUGCCUUGUUCUUCUCAGUCAUACUUCAUUGAAGAAGUUUGGUUAUUACAGAAUCAUCAUGUUUUCCUUUUACUAUGAAGGAGUAGCUGCUGCUGUCAUGUGUCUCCUAGGGCAAGAACACUAUUAUCUGCUGGCAUUCUAUGUUACAACAAACAUGGUAAUUGUGCAAGCUUCAUUUAGCUUGUUCAAUUUGCCUUUGGCAGAUAUUGUUGAUGCAGAUUUAAUAAAGCACAAGAGGAGGUUACCACUUUCCUCUAUGGUUUUUGGUACCAAUGCUUUAUUUACCAAGCCUGCCCAAUCUUUGGCUCCAAUGGUUGUGGUUACAAUACUAAAUCAUUAUGGCUAUUAUAACCUGAAUAAUGUACCUGGUCAUCCUGAUAUAAGCAGGUCAUUUUUAGACCUCCAUGAUGCCAUGUUCUACCUGGUCUGUCUGGUUCCCCUCUGCAUUGCAGUCCUACAGAUCCUGACCUGGACUCCCUUUUCCAUCCAGAACAGCCACCUGGCAGCUCCACAGUAAAUAUGGAACCAGUGGUCAGUGUAUCUCCUGCUGAACCACAAGAGUUGAGUAAAUUUUUCAUGUGAGAAAGCAAAAUUGCAAGUUGAAACACAGUUUGAGCUGUUUCUGUAAAGCUGUAUUUUCAGUCUCUAUGAGUCAGGUUCAGCAUUAAGGCUGAACCUACACAAGCUUUUCCUAGUUAAUUUGCUUUCUGUUAAUGGGUUUUAUCCUUAAUUACUUUAUUUAAAGUAAUUUCUGGUACAUAAUGAUUCCUGUUAACUCAUUUGAAGAAAGGAUAUGGCGGAUCAGGGAAAGGGAUCCCAACCCAGCACCUGGAAUUCAAGGGAACUGUAUUUUCUGAAGCUUACUAGUGGAUUAAUUUUGCCAUACUGAUAAAAUGGCAGAUCCCAGUGGACAUCCCUCAUGGAUGGCAGGGAGAUGAAGAGAAAAAUUUAGAUGGUGUCUAGCUGGCCAGUAUCAAGACAAAUCUGACAGCUACCAUGGGAAGAGCCAAGAGUAAUUAACUACCCUGUAAAAGUCUGUGUAAGGCUAAAGAAGAAAAGGAUUCAGAUGCUGUUCAGUAUUGCUCAAUAAGGAGAAAUCUCUGUAAAUCCUCACUGGCUUUCCAAAUCUCUGCUUGGUGGAAGAUCAGUGCAGUUUUCUGGCUUUAAGUGGGAAAAUAAUUUUGAAGGUAUCCUAUAGUUAGUGCUUCAUACAGAAUGUCAGUGUGGCAAGGACAGCAUUAGUCUGUGGAUGUAGGGUUCAGCUGUUGGACAAAUGUAAUCACACACAGUUACUAAACCAAGCUCUACCUGUUCAGUGGUGUUACAUUGGUAAACUCAUUUGGUGUGUGACAAUUUAAUUUCUGAAUCAUCAAGUAGAAGUUAGUUAAUUUCUGAUUAAUUCUUACCAGUUUAGAUUUUAAAUUAAUCCUGUGAUUUUUAUAAAAUAAAGGGUUUUUGACAAAAUUUCAGAAACAUUGAGUCCUCUUCAUUUCAUAUGUUGUAAUGAUAAGACACAUGAGCAUGUUUACAGUACUUCCAUUUAAUCAAUAUUAUUCUUUCACCAUUAUAUCCACAGUGUAAUUGUGCAGUGAUAAAUACCUUUAGCAUAAUAAAAUCACUGCAUUUUGUAUUUUGUUUUGCCUGGGCAAACAGUUUUAAUAACACCUUUCUUAGGGAGUGCUACAUGAAAGAUUAAGAACGCUGUGUGGAUCCUAGUUUUAAAAGGCUGAGCCAGCUGAUUUUUAAGGAUCUAUACUUACUGUGACUGGUAACUUGGAAAAGACAGGAGUGUAAGAAAUGGCUCUGCAUUGUGAUGGACACCAGCAUAAUUUAAUGAAGAAGUUUGAGAUCUGAAAUACCAGAGUUGACAAAAAUGUUCAUUUGUGCCUCAGCUUUUACAUUUGCAGAGCAGAAAUAAAAUAAUUUCCCUUCA
Parus major (Great Tit) is the source of this 4256-nucleotide messenger RNA. Its product is annotated as transmembrane protein 180. The record is from RefSeq and is a predicted model, not a curated record. Bases 1437 to 2840 code for a protein of 467 amino acids. NCBI's taxonomy places the organism in Eukaryota, Metazoa, Chordata, Aves, Passeriformes, Paridae. The transcript is spliced from 7 exons.